AUAGGCUAACCAAGCUUUUCGGACUCAUCUUGGCUAUCCACAAUCAUUUCCUGCUCCACCUAUACACUCAAGUGGGUUGAAUCAUCAGCCUGGUCCUUUCCUACCUCAAAUGAUUCAACCCAAUUUCCCUCCUAAUGUUGUACCGCCUCCAGCACCACAGUAUCCUCAAGUGAUUGGUGUCAUUGAGGGUUGGGAAACUGGUUUAUUAGAUUGCUUGGAUGAUCCAACAAAUGCUAUCAUUACAGCCUUCUUCCCUUGCAUGACAUUUGGCCAGCUUGCAGAAAUAAUGAACGAGGGUCAUACUUCUUGUGCAACAAGUGCACUGCUUUACGGAUUGGUGGCAUUUCUGAUUGGGGCACCGUGUCUAUUUUCAUGCGUGUAUCGCGCCAAGCUUCGGAGCAAGUUUGCGCUCAUCGAGUCCCCAGUGCCAGAUUGGGUUAUCCACCUCCUUUUUGAGCAUUGUGCUCUUUGUCAAGAAUACAGGAAGCUGAAACAUAGAGGCUGCGAUCCAACCAUAGGAUGGCGUGGAAAUGCAAGUAGAAAUCAGAUCAUGAUGAUGCAGAAUCAGCAAGCUACAAUGAUGCCUCUAGGGAGCCAAAGGAUGAUGGGAUGAUGGGUUUUGUUGAGUUAUCAUGAGGAAUAUUAAUUAUCACUAAGUAGAUCUGAUUUCAUUUUUAAUAUAUUUAUGUCCUUUUCCUCCCAGUAAUUUGCAUUAACAUAUUCCCUCUUUGGAUAGGAAAAAAGAAAAUAAAAUGUUUCAAUCCAG
Messenger RNA from Rubroshorea leprosula, 766 nucleotides. The record is from the annotation of a GenBank genome assembly. NCBI's taxonomy places the organism in Eukaryota, Viridiplantae, Streptophyta, Magnoliopsida, Malvales, Dipterocarpaceae.